Ctenopharyngodon idella (grass carp) is the source of this 13358-nucleotide messenger RNA. RefSeq names its product neurobeachin-like 2 (gene nbeal2). Gene Ontology annotation, molecular function: protein kinase binding. Gene Ontology annotation, cellular component: cytosol; membrane. Bases 1096 to 9471 code for a protein of 2791 amino acids. The record is from RefSeq and is a predicted model, not a curated record. The transcript is spliced from 56 exons. Gene Ontology annotation, biological process: intracellular protein localization. Lineage: Eukaryota; Metazoa; Chordata; Actinopteri; Cypriniformes; Xenocyprididae.
GUUUUGGCCUGUUCCACCUCAGCAGUGUUGACUUUCUUGAUUAUAUCAAACAAUGAAAAUCACACAAUGUCAUAGUUUCAACAUCAAAUGUGUUUUUAUUACCAAAAACUGCAUGAUUUUACCCUAGUAAGAAAAAAAAUGGACCAUUACAUACAAUUAUGACACCCAGGAAGUAUUCAUCUCCACAUCAACAAUCUCAUUAAAUUUUCGUAAUUUUUACUCAUUUAGCAAUUCCAUUCUGAAACCAAAAUUAUUGUAAGAAAAAUGAUCAAACAAAUAGUUUUCUUUAAUUUUAUAAUGUAAGUUCAAUAAGUUAGUUCAUGUGACUACAGUGGUUCAACCUUAAUAUUAUAAAGCGACGAGAAUACUUUUUGUGCGCCAAAAAUAACAAAAUAGCGACUUUAUUCAACAAUAUCUAGUGAUGUGCGAUUUCAAAACACUGCUUCAUGAAGCUUCGAAGCUUAACGAAUCACUUGUUUCGAAUCAGUGGUUCGGAGCGCAUAUCAAACUGCCAGAGUCAUGUGAACUAUUGAAGUUUCAAAACACUUAUGACGUAACAAAGCCUCGUUUACUGAAAUCAUGUGAUUUUGGUGCUCUGAACCACUGAUUUGAAACAAAUGAUUCGUAAAGCUUCGAAGCUUCGUCUUUUUAAAUAGCCCAUCACUAGAUAUUGUGAAAUAAAGUCACUAUUUUGUUAUUUUUGUAUAGUUUUCUUUAUAAUAUUAAGGUUGAACCACUGUAGUCACAUGAACUGUUUUAAAUAUGUUUUUAGUAGCUUUCUGGCCAUUGAAAAAGGGAGUGUUAUUGCUGGCGAUGCAGGCCUCACUGAGCCAUCGGAUUUCAUCAAAAAAUAUCUUAAUUUGUGUUCCGAAGAUGAACGGAGGUCUUACGGGUGUGGAACGACAUGAGGAAGUACAGACAGCAAGAGCAGAGAAGUAAGCCAGCGCAUCUAAACGGAGACGUCAUGAUGGAUUCUGAACGAUACUGAGGCUUACAAGUGGACACAUUCUGGACUUUUCAGAACCAAAUUGGUGGGGGCUCAGCAGAGACCGGGGUAACAAGAGCCCCUCCACCGCACAUCACCUGCCAUGAGACAUGGACUGGCCCCUAAAUGAACAGAAAUUGAAAGAUGUCGUUUACCUGCAGCAGUGGUUGGAGGCAUUCGUGGCGUCUUUUGAGAAGGUCAUUGAUGUGCAGUCGACGGAGCCUCGCCGGCUGGAGGAAUGGAGCGCCGAUGUUCCCCUCCUCCCCAAGGAGGUACUGGUGUUCCUCAGCACCCAGCUGUGGCACAGCCCCCUCCACAUGUCAGGGCAGGACCAGAGCAGCACUGCUCCACACCCACUGCUCCUCAUCAAGUUCUUCAUCAUCAUCUGCAGGAAUAUGGAGAAUAUAGACUCUGAAAAGACCCCUGGGUUUGUGUUUGAGACAAUCAAGCUCCUAAACUUCUGUUUGACUCAGCUGAAGAAGCAGCCAGAUGAUAGCACUUUACAGUCGGUGGUACAACAUGGCCUGCUGCUGUGCGAAAAUCUCUUUGACCCUUAUCAGACGUGGAGGAGACGGCAGGCAGGGGAGGAGGUCAGUAUGCUGGAGAGAAGCAAGUAUAAAUUCUCCCCUCUUGUUCUGCCAGAGGAGCUUCCUUUGCUCUUCCAUGACUACCUACAAGACAUUGAACUAAUCCCGGAACCCCUCGUGGUGAGGCUGGUGCACCUACAGGGAGCCGUAAUCAGUGGAUGCAAGAGAAACGGCCUUCUCUCCAUCACCCCCCAGGCUGUGAAGGACCUCAUGUCUGUGCUGCGUUCCUGGUGCCUGUGUCCUGCCUCAUCCCCGCAAGAACCCAGGGACCCUCAGCUGCUCAGAAUGACCCUGCGGUGCCUGACCGCAAUGAUCCACCUUUUGCACUCCAGCAGCCCGAAUGAUAGGCAGGUGGAGAUCCGGACCGUACUGGACAGUUACUUCCAGCUGCUCAACUGGAACCGGCCACCGGAGAGCCAGCAGGGAGAUAUCCUGGCCUGGGAGGAUAACCUCAUUACCCUUCUCGAACAUAUGCUGAAUGCUAUCCCAGAGAUCCUGCAGUGUUCAGACCGGCCGGUGUUGCAGGCCAUCUUUCUCAAUAACAACUGUUUUGAGCACAUCCUCCGCCUGAUCCAGAACAGCAAGCUCUAUCAGAGUAACAGGUUUAUGGUGGAGUGUGAGGGCCAAUGUGACCUCACUACACGUUUGCUCACAGAGGCUGAAGUGGAGCAGGUCUGGGAAAAGGGCUCUGACUGCAUCACAGUACACGCCAUUCGAGUCCUCACUGCCAUUAUGAGCAACUCGCCCUCUGCCAAGGAGGUCUUCAAGGAACGGAUUGGCUACUCACAGCUGUUCGAUGUGUUGAAAAGUCAAGGACAGCCCACCAAAAGACUUCUGCAGGAGCUGAUGAACAUGGCUGUUGAAGGAGAGUAUUCCCAGGCCAUGCAGUUGGGCAUCAGUAACGAACAGCCUUUGCUCCUGCUGCUACAGUGGUUGCCUGAUCUGGGCUCUCGCUCUCUGCAGCUGCUGGUGUCCCAGUGGCUGGCGGCCGUGUGUCGAGGAACUCUGUCCUGCCGUACUGUAGCCGUCGAAGCGGGCUUAGUGGGCGCUGUGCUGGAGGUGCUUUCUGAACCCCCGGAGCGGCUUGACCGGCAGUGUGCGGACGCCCUCCUGGGCUUGUUUCAAGACUUGGGAUCUCUUUCUUUACGGCCCCGUGAACUGAAGAGUCUGCUGAAGCUCUUGCGGACUGAGCCCAGAGCACCCCCUCACCCGUACUGCGGGCGCGUUGUAAGGGUGCUUUCCGCCAUGGCAGCCCGUGGGGAGGGCGGGUGCAGCGCCUUGCAGUAUUUUGACCUUACGCCCCCUAUGGCGGGUAUUAUGGUGCCAGCUAUACAACGCUGGCCAGGGAGCGCGUUUGCUUUCCACGCCUGGUUGUGCCUCAACACGGACUUUCCUCCACCCCAGCACCACUACUCCGAAUCCCACCUGACACACCCAGAUAAUACAGUUCGCAUGGCUAUGGGACCACGCAGGAAACAGCUUUACAGUUUCUUCACAGCAAGCGGAACUGGGUUUGAAGCUUUUUUCACCACAGAAGAAGUUUUGGUGGUUGCAGUAUGUACUAAAAAGGAGUACAUGGCAGUUUCCUUGCCAGAACACCCAUUCAAAGACUGUGCCUGGCACUCAGUAGCCAUAGUUCACGUUCCUGGCCGUCGACCUUUUGGACAGAAUGUGGUUACUGUUUAUGUGGAUGGAGUGCAGUGUAAAACAGCACCCCUGCGCUUUCCGUCUCUGAAUGAGCCUUUCACUUCCUGCUGCAUUGGAUCAGCUGGUCACCGCACCACUACCACUAUGACUACCUCUCCAACCCUGACCAACCCAUCCCACUCGCCCUCUGAGAUGGCAUUUGCAGCUCAUACUGGGCCACCCACCCUUGCACGCUCCCAGUCCUUCCCAGCAUCCUUUGCAGCAGCCACAGGGGGGAGGCCAGGUGUGAGUCGUGACAGUCCGGUCCACACCAUCCCAGCAGGGCUACAGGACACCGCGUGGGGUUCUCCUACAUCACUGGGUGGCCUUUUAGCCACGGCGUUCAUCUGCCAUGAAGCUCUGCAGCCUGCUCAGGCACGAGCCUUGUUCACUGCAGGGCCCAAUAAUGUAUCUCUUUUCAAAGCUGAUGGUGAGCCGUCAGAAGUCAACAGUAAACUAGUGCUAUACUAUACCCCACAGGCCUUUAAGAGUCAGAUCUGCUUGGAUCUGUCCCCAAAUCAUCUGUACGAUGGCAGGUUGACUGGUCACAGAGUGGUGAACUGGGAUGUCAAAGAUGUGCUGAGCUCAGUAGGUGGUAUGGGGGCUCUCCUGCCCCUGUUGGAGCAGGUAUGUUCACUGGAUCAAGGCGAGAUAGUAGGUCAGGAGACUUCAGAUCUUCUCGGGCCAGAGCUCACAUCCUCCAGGGGUCCUGCCGGCAUGCUGCUGCCACUGGGGAAGUCAUCUGAGGGCCGUUUAGAGAAGAACAGCGUGGCAGCGUUUUUGCUGAUGAUUAAAAACAUGCUGCGCAACCACCCAGCCAAUCAGGAGAGUCUGCUCCAGUGCCACGGGCCGCCCAUCAUCGGAGCCAUGCUCAGCAAGGUCUCUAGCAGUAUGAUGGACAUGAGCGUUCUGAUGGCCUGUCAGUUCCUGCUCAAGCAGGUGUCCUACGAGGGCAACAAUGCCCUCCUAUCACAACUGUACCAGUACCUGCUUUUUGACUUCAGGAUCUGGAGCCACAGCCACUUUGCUGUCUGUCUGGGUCAUGUGCAGUACCUAACCACUGUCAUCAAUGAAGGCAAGCUGAAGACUCGCAAGAGGUACGGUGUUCAAUACAUCAUGGACUCGAUUCGGACACACUACAGUGCGGAGAAGGACGGCAGUCCUCUGUCUGAAGAGAAGCAGACGGUGCAAAUCUCGCUUUUCGCUCUGCUGAAAGACCUUCUGAAAUCUCCCACUGCUGAGGAGCUGCAAAGUGUUCUAGGCUACGCUGCUAUAGUGCAGGACGAGCAACAGGUGAUCAGUAUUCUGGAUGUGUUAUACACUGUUUUGAGGAGUUCUCCUCAUCCACGUGAGCAGGCUGUGACGGUUCUUCUGGAGCGAGGGGUGGAGCAGCUCUACUGUCUGCUGCUCAAACACAACUUUGGAGACGAGGCUCGUGAGAGAUUAUUCCGGGUCAUGUAUAAAGUCCUGAAGAGUGAGCGUGUACCUGAGCGCAAUAAACUGCGCAUCAAACUUAAGGAUUCCAGUUACCUUGGGCUGGUCUGCUCCUUUGUAGACAUUCCCAUCACCAUGGCAACUGUGCGCUGUCUGUAUGAGCAGGUGCUCGCCACAGAUCCCACUCCUAAUUUUAGAGACCUGUUGGCAGUGGCAUAUCUGUCCCAUCGCGCCGACCUCAGUGUACGACUAGAUAUUUGUCGAAAGCUCUUCCACUUGAUCCACUCCAAUGAAGAGUAUGUAAAACAGCUCGCUCGUCAAUCAGGCUGGCAGGAUGUUCUCACCAAACUCUACGUCAAAGAAUCGUACGAGUCUCGUGUUCUCAGCCAAUCCAAUUCUUUAUCCAGCCCCACCACUUCACUGGACCCCGUUCUUUCCAGAACCGUCUUCCGUCGGGAGGACAGCGUAAUGGAGGACGCUCGGCAGAACGUCUACAUCUCCCUCAAUACCCGCCAUGAAGAGGAGUUUGAGGAGGAAGAAACUCAGGAUGUGUCAGAGGGCUACUCUGACCUCUCCCAGUCUCCCCCGUCAUCUGAACAACUCAAGAACGGUUCCCUCCACUUCAAGCCAUUUGACUCUGGAGAACAAAGCAGUCAUUCAUCCUCCCUGUCCAACACUGUGGAUAUUCCAGCAUCGUCCCGCCUGCUAGAGGAAGAUGAAAGUGUGUAUCAGCCGCAAUCGCCCUUCAACUUACCCUUUGAGAUGGAACUAAGCCUCCAAAAAGGACCCCAGACCCCUGUGGGUAGUCAACCAGAGACUCCUUCUCCUCUGGAGCACAGUAAGACCUUCCCAGGCAUGAGACCACGCAAGAGCUCCAGUCUGUCCAACGUUCUGGAUGACACAAGCUAUAGCACUGAACCGCCCACAGACACCAUCUCCAACACAUCCAACCCACAGGCUCCAGAGGAGGAGUUGUGUAAUUUGCUGACGAACAUCGUAUUCUCUGUGCUGUGGACUGGCACUGAGGGGUCUGAGGAUGUGAUAUGGAGAGAAAGGGGUCAGGUGUUCUCUGUCCUUACCAAGCUUGGCUCGUCCUGCCAGCUGGUGCGGCCACCUGAUGACAUCAAACGCAGUCUGUUGGAGAUGAUGCUGGAGUCGUCUCUGUCAGAUCUGAGGGACUCUCAGGGUGUGUCUCUGCACCAUGUGCCUUCUUUGCUUCGCCUCCUCAGACUGCUCCAGGACUUCCUAUUCGCCGAGGGCACUGACAAUCAAACACUAUGGAGUGAGAAGAUCUUUGAAGGUGUGGUGAAUCUGCUGGACAGGCUGCAGGCGUGGCACACGACCCCCGGGUCAGCGGGGUCUGCUGAGCUCAAGGAGAUGUCUCUGAUUGGCCUGCGUAUCAUCACUGGAUAUAUUCAGCAGCAGCAGAACCCACAGGUGUGUGAGAUGGCAUGUUUAAAGCUUCAUAGCCUGCUGCAAACUGUGUUAUGUCUGUCCUGGGAGGAGGUGUGUUUUCUGCUGGGUCGUCUUGGUGCACCACUUUGGCCAGCAAACUCUGGUUCAGACCCGGGCACCGAGGCUUUGCUGAGCCCGCUGGUGCCCAUCGUCCGAACGCUUUUGGACCAGCAUGCGGAUCGCACCACCCUUCAGAAUAUGCUCCCCAACCUCCCCGCCACCAACGGCAGCCCCUCCUUCGCCGAGGACCUCCAGAACUACUGCAGCACUGCUGAGUGGCAGCAGUUCUUCCAGAACCACGUGGAGCCCACAAUGCAGCAGUAUGAGCUAGACACUUUUGGAAAGAGUCACGACCUGAUGUCCAACUUUUGGAAUUCCUGCUUUGAUGACCUCAUGAGCUCUGCACAGAGAAGAGACAAGGACCGUUCUGACUGCAAAGCCAAGUUUCAGGAGCUCAUCAUUGACCCGUACCUAAAACGAGUGCGCACAGAGAACAGCCGCUACCACACUGUGCAGAAGAUGAUUAACGGCCAGCAGGCGGUGGUGGUGAGGCACUGGAAAUCACUGCGUAGAUUAUUGAGCAGUGAGAGAGGAGCAUGGGCACUCAGGGUUCAGCCAGAGGUGAAGUGGAAACUGUCAAGUGCAGAGACCUACUCUAAGAUGCGUCUGAAGCUGGUGCCGAACUACAACUUUGACUCCCAUUGUGAUGCCAGUGCACUGAGAGAUAACAUGGGAGCCGAUAGCCCUCGCAGCUCGACCGAGCCCAUCCCUCUUGCUGUUGCCAAGGAAGCCAAAGUUAGUGACAUGGAGGAUGACAAACUAGAAGAUGAGGAAAUUGUCUUUCUUGAUGAGGCGGAAGAGGGCGAGGAGGAGAACCAGAAAGAAAAGCUUGUGCUCUCAGAAGAGUGUGAGCUCAUCACUAUUGUUGCCGUGGUACCAGGUCGUCUGGAGGUCACAACACACCACCUGUACUUCUACGAUGGCAGCAGUGAGAAAGAGGAGACAGAGGAAGGUAUUGGGUUUGAUUUCAAGAGGCCGUUGUCACAGCUAAGGGAGGUCCACCUGAGGCGAUACAACCUGCGGAGAUCAGCACUAGAGCUGUUCUUCAUUGACCAGGCACACUACUUCAUCAACUUCAGGAAGGGGGUGCGAAACAAAGUCUACUCCAGGAUCCUGGGUCUCAGACCGCCCAAUCUGUUCUACUUUGGUUCUCGAUCUCCUCAGGAGCUCCUGAAAGCCUCCAACCUGACUCACAGAUGGGUUUGCAGAGAGAUCUCCAAUUUUGAAUAUUUGAUGCAGCUCAACACCAUUGCUGGUCGCACAUACAAUGAUUUAUCCCAGUAUCCAGUGUUCCCCUGGGUGUUGUGUGACUACACGUCUGCUGAAUUGGAUCUGGAAGACCCAGCGGUUUUCAGAGAUCUGUCCAAACCCAUUGGUGUUGUCAACUCUCGUCAUGCACAGAACGUCAGGGAGAAGUAUGAGAGUUUUGAGGACCCAACAGGCACUAUCGAUAAGUUCCAUUAUGGCACACACUACUCUAAUGCUGCCGGUGUCAUGCACUACAUGAUCCGCACAGAGCCCUUCACCUCAUUACAUAUACAGCUCCAGAGCGGCAAGUUUGAUUGUGCCGAUAGGCAGUUUCAUUCAGUAGCAGCAGCGUGGCAGGCGCGAAUGGAGAGUCCAGCUGACGUGAAGGAGCUCAUCCCAGAGUUCUUCUACUUCCCAGAGUUCCUGCAGAACAUGAACGGUUUUGAUCUGGGCUGCUUGCAAAUGAAUCAGGAGAUGGUCAAUGACGUGUUGCUUCCCCCCUGGGCGUCUUCGCGUGAAGACUUCAUCAGGAAACACCGAAAAGCCUUGGAGAGUGAGCAUGUGUCUGCUCACCUGCACGAGUGGAUAGAUCUCAUAUUCGGGUGUAAGCAGCGAGGACCUGAAGCAGUGGAGGCUCUUAAUGUCUUCUACUACUGCACUUAUGAGGGUGCAGUGGAUCUGGACGCCAUAGCUAAUGAGACCGAGCGCAAGGCCCUGGAAGGCAUCAUCAGCAACUUUGGCCAAACGCCCUGUCAGCUUCUCAAGGAGCCUCAUCCUCCCCGUAUGUCAGCAGAGAACGCAUUUAGGCGGCAGGCCCGUCUGGACAUUUUACCCCCCAACCUGUUUGAUCAGCUCAGUAAACUCCGAUCAUUUAAGGAGGUGGUGAGUGAUGGUCUGCCGUUAGUGCAAGCCGUGGUGCCCAGAAAUCAAACCCGCUCUUUUAUCAUCCCAGGUUCUGACAUACUGGUGACAGUGAGUGCUAAUGGAAUGAUAGGCACUCAUAGCUGGCUGCCCUAUGACAAGAACAUAGCUAAUUACUUCACCUUCACCAGAGACCCCUCUGUGAGCAACCCAAAGACCCAGCGGUUCCUCAGCGGGCCGUUCUCCCCAGGGGUGGAAAUCGGCUCCCAGGUGCUGGUGGUGUCCAGUGACGGGCGUCUGUUGUUCAGCGGGGGGCACUGGGACUGCAGCCUGCGGGUCACUAUGUUAGGCAAGGCCAAGCUGGUGGGCAGGAUCUGCCGUCACAUAGAUGUGGUCACAUGCCUGGCUUUGGACCUCUGUGGUAUCUACCUCAUCUCUGGCUCACGGGACACCACCUGCAUGGUGUGGCAGGUCCUACAGCAGGGUGGUUUCUCUAGCGGCCUGUCUCCACGGCCCGUGCAGGUGCUCUGUGGACAUGAUCAAGAGGUCACGUGUGUCGCCAUCAGCACUGAGUUGGAUAUGGCACUCUCGGGGUCAAAGGAUGGCACAGUAAUCAUGCACAGUGUGCGUCGUGGACAGUACCUGCGGACCCUGAGACCGCCGUGUGAGACCUGCCUUCCUGCCCCUGUGGCACAGCUGGAGGUCGGCAUGGAGGGACACAUAGUGGCACAGACUGUUAUGGAGGGCCGCUCGGCUGGAAAGGAAAAGUAUGCACUGCAUGUGUAUUCUGUAAAUGGCUCUCUCUUAGCAUCUGAGACCUUGGAUGAAAAGAUUUCAGCUUUGCACCUGGUGCCUGACUACCUCAUUGUGGGCACACAACAGGGGAACCUUCACAUUCGAGACUUGUACAGCUUAAAUCUGGCUGUGGCUCCCUUGGCCCUGAAGGUCCCUGUGCGCUGUGUUUCUGUCACAAAAGAGAGCAGUCAUAUCCUGGUGGGCCUAGAGGAUGGCAAACUCAUUGUGGUGGGAGCAGGAAAACCGGAAGAGGUGCGAUCGGGGCAGUUUUCCCGCCGACUGUGGGGAUCCACACGCAGAAUCUCGCAGGUGUCCUCAGGAGAGACCGAAUACAACCCUGUUGAACCUCCUGGUAAAUGAGCCCCACGUGCCUUCAGCAAAACCUCCACAAGAGACGAUAGCGUCACCGUUCCUGCCUGGUUCCAUCUGGUUUCCUGCAGUCCCAAAACAGAGAGCUUGGGAACAAGAGAGCAUAAAGGGAACAUCCAAACAUGCACUUUUUUUGUGAAAAGGGAACAUUCUUCUCGACAGUGCGAUGAUUUAUACUGCUUUUAACAAACAAACAUUCCAAAGAUUUUUGGUCAGGCAAAUCAGGCAGUCGCCUGCAACUUUUUGAGCAUUGACGGCUAAGAUAGAACUUUAACUUUUUAAAAGCAGUAUGUUCUGUCCUGUGAAUCACAGACUGGGCUGGAGCCCGAGGCACUGACGCUCAGCGUGAUGGACUUAGUCUCUGUCACUGAGUGACAAACCGUAAUCACCUGAGCUGUUUAAUAGUAUAGUAGAUCUUCCUGUGCUGAUUUUUGCUUUUGCUUUGCUGAUCACGGUCGGCACAGCAACACUGGUACUCCGUCUGACACUUGAAAACUUUCUUUUAUUGAGCAAUGUCGUCUAUGAAUUCAGAUUUUUCCAUGGGACAGGCACCAACAGAGACAUUUUAGCUCUGUGUAUGUAUGUGGGUGUGGGUGUUUGUUUUGCUUUGCACGGUUACUUGCAGAUGCUUUGUAUAACGCAAUAAUCAUGUGAUGCCUAAAUUGGAACAAGAUCCUUUUUCACUCUUGUCUGUCGAUGUGAAGCACUUUGAGCCCUACUAAGUCUUAAGACUUGAUUCAGUACCUCUGGUGCCUUAAAAAAGGGUAAACAAUAUAAAUGUUCAUAAUUAUGAUUGAUUAUGACAUAAAAUAUAUUAAAGGGAUAGUUCACCCAAAAAUGAAAAUUUGUCAUCACUGAGUCACCCUCAUGUCAUUCCAAACCUGUAUGACUUUCUUUCUCCUGCGGAACACAAAAGGAAAAAAAAGAAUGAAAAAUAAAAAAAAUAAAUAAAUAUAUAUAAUAUAUACUAAUUAAUCACACAUUAUACUGUAAUUUUUUUUUUUUUUCAAUUUUAGGGGAUUAAAUGGGUAAUUAAAAGGCAUCAUUUUUAACAUUUAUUAAUCUUUAAAAAAAACACUUUUAAUUUAAGUGAACUUAAAACAAUCUUGACAUAAACCCAUUAUAAUAAAUGUCACAUUUAGCUGUUCCUUUAAUACAGCAGGGCUCAGAACUGAAGAAAUUUUCCACUUGCCUCCCCACAAAAAAAGUUAUUACUUUUACUUACUUUCGUAAGUUUGACACCAACAUUUUACAUACUAGUGAUAUUUCAUAAUUCUUGAUUUACAAUUUUUAUACCACAACAAAAACUGUUAUCGUAACUACUAAAAGUUCAAACAUUUUUACAGAACAAGUAAACAGUCAGUAAUAAAUUAAGAACAAAUAAACAAAAUACAUAUAUUGAAGAAUUGUUGUUUGUUCCAAUUAAAGUCAAUGGCGUUCAAUACAACAUUGUAUGGUCAGAAAAACAGAUAUUGUUCAAAAUAUCAUCUUUUGCUAUGUAUUGUAUAAAGAAAGCCAUAAAGGUUUAGGGAACAACAUGACAGUGAGUAUAUGAUCACAUAAUUUUAAUUUGGGGGUGAACUAUCACUUUAUUUCAUUAGGUCCUGCUGAUAAAAAUAAUGAUUUUCUCCAUACUCGCACUGUGUAUCUUUCAUAUCGUGUUAUAUGUUAUAAAAAGGAAGUGCCUUUCCUGUCGGUGCACUGAGGGAUUCGCACAGCCAUCACAAAAAUCCUCUUAAAUGUUAAAAAGACUUGUUUGAUCUUCCACUGUACGGCAGCGCUUUCUAAAAUGGGCAUAAAUUGCACUUUUGGCUUCUUUUCAUACAAUAGUUGUGAUAUGGUUUCAGAACAUCCUUGUAUGCUGCUUAAUGUGCUGCACUUCCAAUCUCAUUUACACAAAAUCUAAAUCUUAAUAGAAAUUGUAUCCAUUUUUGAACUUCGCAAAGUGCCUCAACUGUGUUGUUCACUGUAAUUAUGAAACUAUUUGUAAUAUGUGAAACAUAUGCCAGCUAGUCUUAAUUGUCCUGUGAAUGUGUCUGUUGGCUGGGGCCACAAUUCUGUUUAUGUUACCAUGGAAUUUUUUUGUCUAGAUGUUUUUGGGGUUUUUUUCUCUUGACGCACUGAAUGCUUUGAAGGCUGUGCUGUGUGAGUGGUGUCUGUGAGACACAUGGGUAUUCGGCCCUGCUGAGAGAGUAGAGGACACAUCUUGCUGGCUUCUCUGGGAUGGUUGCGUUAAAUCUGCUGCUCUGCUCUGGAUAGCAAAGUCAGCAGAGAUAAAGGGAAGCACCGAGCACAUCGGCCAGCAAUUAUACACACUGUUUAAAGGGUUUUUUUGUUUUGUUUUUUUCAGUAUUUACUCACAUUUGUAUUGUUCUAAACGCCUAUGACUUUCUUUCUUCAUUGGAAUAAAAUUGUGGUUUCUCUUUUAGAACUACAAUGACUGAGGACUGAGUCUUUCGAGCUUCAAAAAGGACACAACCUUUUCAGCGCUGCGCUCGUUGUCUUUUGACUUCCGGUUUGUAUUUCCACAGCGGUCUUACGUAUUUAUGAAUGAACUGCUCGUUUUAAAAUCUUCCCGGUCUACUGACAUUUGUUAAGACAUCUGCUUUAAACAUUACAAAGCUCAUGAUACCUUUCGUUAACUCUACAAUGAGUAAAUCCACUUCACCAGCUAGUUAUUCUUUGACAGCGAUGCCAUAGAAAUAUACAGAGCAAAAACGGAAGUUCAGGACAAAAUUUCUAAAGAUGGCUGCGCGCACGUUUCUCUGGCGCAUGUCUAUAUAUUACGUUUUCUGAAGUCGUACAAUACGCGUUAUGUGAACAAAAAAAAAAAAGAAGCUAUAUUUAAAGUGUUACUCACUGAAAAUCUUCCCCUCUGGUGAGCUGUUAACAGCUGUGAGUUUGAUUCACGAAUUAAUUAUUCAGGCUCUGUGAACUCGAUCAUUCACUGAAAAGUUAAAACUCGGACAAUUUCUUCGUGUUACACCCUUAAAAAUAAAUGUUCCUCAUUGGCAUCGAUGGUUCCAUGAAGAAUCUUUAACAUCCAUAAACCUUUCGAUUUCAAAAAAAGGGUUCUUAUAAGUCUUGAUUUUUAAAAUGUUCUAUAAGAUCUCUUUAAGAUCGCUUGACUGGUUCUUUGGUAAACCAAAAAAUAGUUUCUCUAUGGCACUGCUGUGAAAAUCCCCUUUUGGAACCUUUUAUUUAAUGAAUAAUGACUUAAAAUUCCACAUUCAAAGCUACUGAAUCAUUGUUUAUAUGGUUCUCUUUUUUUAAUGCUUCAGUCAACAUUAAUUUUAACUGCAUGAAUGAGAGCGACUAGAACGAGUCUUCAAAAUCCUCUUUUUGUGUUCCACAAAAGAAAGAAAGUCAUACAGGUUUGGAACGUCAUGAGAGUGAAUAAAUGAUGACAGAAUUUUCAUUUUCUUCAGUGAAUUAUUCCUUAAAUACAGUGUUGUCCUCUGUAUCACUAUCACUCAUAGUUCAAACACUGCCACUGAAACGAUUACUGUAAGAGUGUGCAUUAUUUUUCACUGUAUUUCCCAGCUACACACACACACAAAGCCUUGAGAGUCGGUUUUGUUUGAGUUUAGUCAGUUUAGUUUAGAUUUGUGAUGAGAAACUGAAGCCAUAAGAGUUUAAGUCCUGUUUUAUGAAAUGCUUAUGACUAAAUCACUCCAUGAUUCUUUUUAUGCAUGUCAAACUGGUUGAAUUAUGUUAAGCUUCGUGUCUGUUCGAACAAAUGAUGGCUUCAAAAGAAAUGUAAACAGUCAUUCUCUGUUGAACACAUGCCCAUUUCUGUUUCACAGCCUUCCUGCUUGAGUGAGAGAUUUGUGUAAAUGUAUAUUGUUUCUUUUAAUUAAAUAUAUGGUCUAAAUUGA